AUGGCGCUCUUCUCCAGGGUCAGCGAGCAAUAUGGCGAGCUGGUUAACUUCAUCAUCCGUCCCCCGCGAGAUGACGGCUACACAGAGCGCGACCUCGGACCGCCCACCUUUGCGCUCGCACGGAAGGUGUUCAAACGCACAGACCUGGAGCUCAUCAACAGGCGAAAUCAGCGCCUGCAGUGCAGCCACUACGAGCCGACUGACAAGUAUCGCGUGCAAGAAAAGCUCCCGUGCGUGGUGUACCUCCACGGCAAUUGCUCGUCGCGUGUUGAGGCGCUGGGAACGCUGCCGGUGUUGCUGCCGCAGGACAUCACGGUCUUCGCGUUCGACUUUUCUGGGAGCGGCAAGUCAGAGGGAAACUAUGUCUCGCUGGGUUGGUGGGAGCGCGAGGACUUGGACGUUGUGAUUGAGCACUUGCGGGCGACUGGCCGUGUCUCGACUAUCGGCCUGUGGGGCCGUUCCAUGGGCGCGGUGACGGCUCUCUUGCAUGCAGACCGCGACCCGUCCAUCGGAGGAAUGGUGCUCGACUCGCCGUUCUCGUCGCUGCGUCGGCUGGCGGAGGAGCUUGCAAGUGUCGUCGUGGCGUGGAAGCUGCCCCGUUUCGUUCUGAACUCGCUUCUCGGCAUGGUCCGCACAACUAUCAUCAACAAGGCGUCGUUCGACAUUAACAACCUCGCGCCGAUUGAUCACGUCGGUCACACCUUUAUCCCAGCGCUAUUUAUCGUUGCGAACGAAGACACAUUUAUUCUGCCUUCUCAUGGCGAGGAGCUUUACUCCAAGUACGCGGGCGACAGGAACAUUUUGCACGUGGCGGGCGACCACAACAGCGUGCGGCCUCGCUUUCUGAACGACUCGGCGGCGAUUUUUUUCCAUACCUGCCUGACGGUUCAGGCGCUGCGCGCGGCCGGAAAAGAUGGCGAGGACCGGUCCAUCAAAUGCGUCUCGCUUUCUCCCUUCUCGCUCUUCCCCGUGGACUCGAGUCACGGGCGCGGCAGACGAGGCGACGACACGGCCGCCGACCGCAGGCGGGAGCGCGGCGGCAGAACGCGCCGAGACAGUCCGCGCCACGACGAGUUCACGGACGCCGGCGGCAGGCAAACCUCCCUCCGGUCCACAGAGAGCGACUCCGUCCUCACAGAGUUCGAAAGAGGCGGUGGAGUCGACAGUCGUCGGACCUCCGCGACGCACCGAAACCGCUCGGCGCCGACGGACCGAGCCCCCUCUGAGAAGGGCUUUUGUGAGGUCUCGCUGCUCUCUCAGGACUCGUCGCUGUCGUCGCUGGGAGCCGGGCGCCUCCGGUCCCGACAGACGUCUCUGUCUCCGCGGCGCGCGCGGGACGAUGGCCGAAGCUUUCCGCUCGGAAGAAGCGGCGAGGAGUGCGGGUCCUCGGCCUCGUCCUCCGCGGCGCCUUGGUCGUGCUCCCGCGGGCGCUCCGGCCGGUCUGGCUCGCUCUUUCCGGUUCCGCGGAGUCUGUGGCAUCGGCACUCCAGCAGCAGCUCGACCCAGCUCUCGGAGCAGGGCAGGGAAAAGAAGGAGCUCAAGUCGAGCAAGAACGCCGUCCGCAGCGUCGCCAGCGCCUUCCGCUGGGUGCGCAGCCACGAAGACCCCGAGGCCCGCGGCGACGCAAGCGGCGAGCGGCGCACGGGGGAGAAGAAAAAGAAGGGCGUCUUGGGACUCUUUGAGAGCGACAGAAGUGCCAGAGCAAGCCGAGAAAGCGACGCGGAGACGCCAAAGAGAGAGGAUGGACAAGGCGGGCACGACGCAGAUCGCGCAGGGUUGCGCCGAGCGCGCGGCGAGGACGCGAGAGAAAGAGACGACCUCCGGGCUAGCACGCAGGACUGCAGCGACUUGCCCGACGGAAGCGAGGCCCCCGAUGCAGACAGGCGCGGCUACGGUCUCCUGAACAAUGGACACGGACUCAACGAGAUGCGGCGACCCGAGGCAGCGUGGGGCUUCUACCCAGACGACCACGGAGCGCUGCGCUUCCUGGCGGCCGGUGGAAAUUUAGAAGACGAAGACGAGAUCGUGCAGCGAGCGGUGGCGCUGUCUCUGGAGGAGUACCUUGCUUCACAGCGGCGGUCGCAGAGCCGCAGCCUGAGCGGCGAGGAGGGGCCGGGGAGCUCCAGCAGCCGCUUCCACGCAUCUCAGUCGUUCAACGAAACGGAGGGAGAUAGGUCCCUCUCUCGGCCGUCGUCGACGGGCUUCGGCGGCGAGCGCGCCGCGCGCAAGCCAGACCCGCAGCCCCCACGAGUCGGCCUGCAGAGCGGCGCAGAGGCGGCAGAGGCGGCAGAGGCGGCAGAGGCGGCAGAGGCGGCAGAGGCGGCAGAGGCGGCAGGCGGGUCACAGAGGCACGGCGAGGCCGAUUCGGGGAAGCGGCGCCUGUUUUCGUUCGGGGCGUCGCGCGGGCGAAACCGAGACGACGGGUGGUCUCGCUCAGAGGGGACGCGCGCGCAGGAAGGCGAGGCAGCCGAGCGGAGUGGGGCUGGCAGCGCCCCAGAGAGAGCGAGCGGGCGCGCAGAGGCGGCCGUCCAACGAGGCGAUGGCGCCAGAGCCUCGUCUCCGGUGCGCCUGACGCCGCUGGUGCGGUCUUCCGAGCCGCACACGCAGCCGCCCCUGUCGGCCUCCGCGCCGUCGUCUUCGUCCUCGUCUCCCCCCUGUUCAGCGGCGGGGGGCACGAGCCCCGCGUCGCUGCCGCCGGUGCCCGCCGUAGAGGCCGGUGCGGCCCCCGAGACCGCGACCAGAGCCUCACUUGGGCGCUCGUCGUUCUCCCGCCCCGUCUUCUCUUUUUCCUUCUCGAAGAAAACCGCCUCGCGGGAGAAAACGAACUCCCGCCCUGGCGGCUAG
This is a messenger RNA of Besnoitia besnoiti, 2844 nucleotides long. RefSeq names its product putative protein c14orf29. The transcript is spliced from 12 exons. The record is from RefSeq and is a predicted model, not a curated record. Bases 1 to 2844 code for a protein of 947 amino acids. Lineage: Eukaryota; Apicomplexa; Conoidasida; Eucoccidiorida; Sarcocystidae.